CCCACAUGAACUUUUCUAAAGAGGAACUACAAUGGAUCCGCAAUGAAGACAAGAUAUCUCCCGAAAUAUACUUCAAAACAUUCAGAUCAGGCGCUCAUAAAUCUCACGAAGAACACCAGCGUUACUCCCGUUUACUGGGUAUAGGUGGUUUUACGGAGGAGGAACUAGAAAAGCUUCGUAAUGCUUUCGAUCAUGGAAAAUUAACAAGGCUGCUCAAUUCUGGAUGGAUCGCAGUUCAAGAGAUUCACAAAUCAGAACAGCAGCUGUGUUAGUAAAGGGUUCGGAGGCAUUCGCAAGCGGUUCCAUUAAUAGAAACAAAUGGGAUGAACUGGAUGCGCAAGACGAGGAGCAAGUUAGCCGCAAGCGUCCACAGGAAAUCUUUAGAAACAGCAACAAACUGUCAAAGUCACAACGGAGCUAUGCAGAAACUGGAUUGAAGGAAAAUAAAUACGUGGGACAUUCCGAUACGUACACAGAGGUAGAUGGUUCAAGUCCGCAGAUCGAUGAGCAAAUUCCUUCUUCAGAUACGGCAGCGAGAACCACGACCGCUCCUACCAAGCUCGACAAGAAUGCCAAAAAACAAUCUGAGGAUGUGAUAGAAGCAGAAUUAAGCAAGCGGCGCAGGGUUAGCUUCGGUUCUACAGUCUCCACCACAACAACAACCUCUGGCUCACUCUACUCAUACCAUGGAUCGGAGACGUCCUCAGAGUCGGAUAUGUAUGUCUACCACUUUCUUGGAGGGAGUGGCCGAGAGGACUCCAUACUCGAAACUUCAUGGACGUACAAUGGUGUCGACAUCAGCAAGGACCUAAUGACAUUCCGAGAUCGCAUAGUGCGAGAGAACUAUGGGAUCUCGCGGCCCCAUGAGAUGCUCGUUAUCAACUUUAUCUUCCUUCUGGAGUCGGAGAACCAGAUUUGGGGCUUGCAGGGAGAAGUCCAAGACCAUGUUUGGGAGUCCAUGUGGGACUGUGAGGGCAAGAAAAAGAUCAAUAACUUCAAGUCUACCAUAAUCAUUGAGUGCCACAAGUGGGCAGCACUGGCAGCAAGUAACAACUUCGACGAGUAUUCAAAGCUUUUGAAAAGCAACCCUCCCUCUUUCCCUCUUCUCCACCAGGUCCUGCUACAGCUGAUCUCGUCGCAACAGCUCUGGACAUUUUCUGGCCUUGAGAAUGAGGCAACUUUUAUUCGAUACCUCAUCGACCCCUGCUUGAAUGUGACAUUUGGGUCGAUCAAGCAUACGAGCAGCAAGUGGACAACUGUGCUGGAUGAAACAAGAGGGCAAGAUUCGCGCCUCCUCUUCCCAGACUUUUCUCUUGUGACCCAACUUCGCGACCAUUCAUGUUCCUUGAUAUGGGACGACCUUACCAAGCUGGGACAGGAACUGAAGCUCUCUCUUGAUACUAUGAUCGUUCUGGAGCCCAGUGGUCCUGUGUCAGAUGGUGCUCAUGUACCUUUAUGUUGAUUUCAUUGCUAAUAUCGGCUCUUCUGUCUGUAGGUGCAAAAGUCAAGGUAGUGUUCUAGGGGGAUCUAAGGG
This is a messenger RNA of Lobosporangium transversale, 1534 nucleotides long. RefSeq lists its product as hypothetical. The record is from RefSeq and is a predicted model, not a curated record. Bases 224 to 1462 code for a protein of 412 amino acids. Lineage: Eukaryota; Fungi; Mortierellomycota; Mortierellomycetes; Mortierellales; Mortierellaceae. The transcript has 9 exons.